AUGACCAUAUUCACCUUGUUAGCAGUCGGUACUAUAUACACCACAUCAGCUGUAUGCGAGAAUUUGCAUCUCAAGAAAGAAACUCCCAAAUUCAUGGAAAUGUUCACUAGAGACAAGGAGAACGUGUACGAUGUGAGACGAAAAAUUCAUGAAAUGAAGUAUGCGCCUGGAAUAUUAUGGGCACCAACCACAUGGCCACCAGUAAACCAGCUUUUCAACCCCGAGGGACGCCAAAGGUUCUGGGAGAAAUUGAUGCCAUCCGAAAAGUUUACUUACACAGUCAUGGCUACGAAUAUAGGAAUUCAUACUCUAAGUAUCUUCACACCAGCAUUGUGGAGCAAUAUCUUCAUGCAUAUUCCUGGUACAAAUAGAAACUUCACGUUACUUACAUGUGUAUUUGGUCAUGGAUCUCUUAUUCAUUUAGGUUUCAAUAUGUACGGAUUCCAUUCAUUCAUGCCAACCCUAGGACAAGAUCCGACUUUUAAAUCGAGUAUUGCUCAUAUGACGGCUUUCUAUCUAUCGACGGGUGUCAUUAGCAGUUGGGCGCAAGCUUCAAGUGCAAGAUUUCGUCCUAAUACCCCUGCGGUACCGUUCUUGGGAGCGAGUGGUGCUGUUUUUGCCCUAAUUGGUGCUUUUGCUUUACAGCACCCAGAAGCUCAAUUCCAAAUCAUGUUCAUUCCAUAUCCUUUUGCGGCCCAAGAGUUGUUGAGUGCAGUUAUGUUAUUUGAUCUCCUUGGCAUGUUUGGUGCAUUCAAAACGCUCAGAUUGGCACAUGCGGCGCAUUUAAGUGGUGCUCUUUUGGGCUUAGGAUAUGUUCAUUUUGAUGGCGAGAAGAGGAUUUGGCGUCCUUUUUGUAGAAGUGUUUAUAAGUCACUUGGGAUGAGAAAAUGGGAGAAUAAAGUUUAG
Sclerotinia sclerotiorum 1980 UF-70 is the source of this 906-nucleotide messenger RNA. RefSeq lists its product with no specific name. Bases 1 to 906 code for a protein of 301 amino acids. Gene Ontology annotation, cellular component: membrane. The transcript has 2 exons. Gene Ontology annotation, molecular function: serine-type endopeptidase activity. Lineage: Eukaryota; Fungi; Ascomycota; Leotiomycetes; Helotiales; Sclerotiniaceae. The record is from RefSeq and is a predicted model, not a curated record.